Molecule: messenger RNA, 1261 nt
Organism: Telopea speciosissima
Lineage: Eukaryota; Viridiplantae; Streptophyta; Magnoliopsida; Proteales; Proteaceae
Product: ATP synthase subunit b, chloroplastic
Exons: 2
Coding region: 474-1028 (184 amino acids)
Biological process (GO): proton motive force-driven ATP synthesis
Molecular function (GO): proton transmembrane transporter activity
Source: RefSeq, a predicted model, not a curated record
AUCCUAGCAAAGAAAAAAUACUUUUUUUUAUUGCCUUGGACUUGCCGCUUUCCCCCUUUUCCAAUUAGAUCAAGAUUUCAUUCCUACAAUCACUUAUUCGUUGAGACAAUACCCCACGGGAGGGUCUGAUUUGUGAGGAUGACGAAUUAGCGGAUCCACUCGUUUUCUUCCUUCCCGCCCUUAGUCCAGUGGAAACCCCUUUUUUUUUCUUUUUAGGAAGCGUUGCAACAAAAAAAGAGGUAUUUCGGAAUUGACAUGCGGCCUGGGACCUAAUUCUAAUAAGUAUCUUUCUUAUUGGAACUUCAAUUGAAAUAAUCAAAAGUAAGCCAUUUCAAAAUGAAAUAAUAUAUUAAUAUAUAUUUAGUUUAGAAAUAAGAAAAUAAAUAAAAAAUCAACCAAAACAAAAAAGGGGCGAAGUGAUACAAAAAGAACUCUGUUCGAUUUUGUUAGUCCUAUCUAUAAGAGGAGAUCAUAUGAAAAAUGGAACCGAUUCUUUCCUUUCCUUGGGUUACUGGCCAUCCGCCGGGAGUUUCGGGUUUAAUACCGAUAUUUUAGCAACAAAUCCAAUAAAUCUAAGUGUAGUGCUUGGUGUAUUGAUCUUUUUUGGAAAGGGAGUGUUAAGUGAUUUAUUAGAUAAUCGAAAACAGAGGAUCUUGAGUACUAUUCGAAAUUCAGAAGAACUACGUGAAGGGGCUAUUGAACGGCUGGAAAAAGCCCGGGCCCGCUUACGGAAAGUAGAAAUGGAGGCAGAUGAGUUUCGAGUGAAUGGGUACUCUGAGAUAGAACGAGAAAAAUUAAAUUUGAUUAAUUCGACUUAUAAGAAUUUGGAACGAUUAGAAAAUUACAAAAAUGAAACUAUUCAGUUUGAACAACAAAGAGCCAUUAAUCAAGUCCGACAACGAGUUUUCCAACAAGCCUUACAAGGAGCUCUAGGAACUCUGAAUAGUUGUUUGAACAAUGAGUUACAUUUACGCACCAUCAGUGCUAAUAUUGGUAUGUUUGGGGCGAUGAAAGAAAUAACUGAUUAGCCCUUCUACUGUAGGCAUUAUUUUUUUUUGCUUCCGAAAAAGAAUUAAGAAAGACUCAUGGUAACAAUUCGAGCCGACGAAAUUAGUAAUAUUAUUCGUGAACGUAUUGAGCAAUAUAGUAGAGAAGUAAAGAUUGUGAAUACCGGCACCGUACUUCAAGUAGGCGACGGCAUUGCUCGUAUUCAUGGUCUUGAUGAAGUAAUGGCAGGUGAAUUAGUAGAAUUUCAAGAGGG